Molecule: messenger RNA, 1383 nt
Organism: Exserohilum turcica Et28A
Lineage: Eukaryota; Fungi; Ascomycota; Dothideomycetes; Pleosporales; Pleosporaceae
Exons: 1
Molecular function (GO): protein binding
Source: RefSeq, a predicted model, not a curated record
CUGGAAAGCCUUCCAAACGAACUGUUACUCGAAAUCGUCAAUCAGCUGUUCCUCGAAUCCAUUGAUCAAGUUCGCAGCAUCAGCCUGGUCAGCCGGCGCUGCCAUCGCCUUGCCAACGAGCUCCUAUACAGCGCCUACGCCCGGAACCGUGGAGACCCAGCUCUCUUCAUCCGCACACUUGCAUCCGUGCCUGACCUUGCACGAUGCGUCAGAAGCGUCGAUUGGGACUGUAGACCUCUGCACAGCAAUACCCUCGUCACUAGCGAUGUCUUUUGGUUCACUGACGAUUUGACGUGCACGGAGCGUCGUGUUAUCACGAAUGCGUUAGUCUCGGAGCGUUGCUGCAAUACAGAUAGCCUGGACCAGCAACUGACCGACCUUGGAACGGACGCAUACCUGAACCUGUUCCUAUCAUUCACUCCGCACGUACGUCGUAUCCGCAUUGCUAUCCCGUUCAUGUGGAAUUAUAACGCAAUCUGGUUCAAGCCAGCGCUGGAUUCCCUCAUCCUCAAAAAUCUUACCAAAUCACAUAUUGUCGGUCCAUUGAGCAUUCGAAACGUUAUUCCAUUGUUCGUUCUGCCGUCGCUACAAAGUCUAACCUUGGACCAUGUGGCACACGAUCGAAACAGAAUCUUACACGGUACGCCACUGGAAUGGCACGCCUACGAUAUAGUCUUUGAAAAGCUGCAGUUACAAGGUUCAAACAUCGAAGAAUUCGUCGUACAAAACUGUAGCAUCGACACGGUGGACAUGGCUCGUUUGAUGGGAUUGUUUCGCAAUCUCAAAACAUUUGAAUUCGAGUUUACCGGUCAUGGCCAAGACAAAGAUAACGUAGACUUGGCAUAUCUUCUCAAUGCUGUCACACAACAGAAAAAGUCUCUCACAUCGCUGUCUCUCAAAGACUGUCGUCUGGCAUCGGAUCGAUAUAUCCUCCAAGAACUGAGCAAACUCGAGCACUUGGAAUACCUCUUGCUUGACAUCACGAUGCUUUGUGGCUCCUAUCUGCAUGACCCCACUGUCGAGCUCCUAUCGAGUCUGCUGCAACAAUUGCCUAGGCGUUUGGGACGUCUCCAUCUAAUAGCCAACGAUCCUGACGACGACGAGCUGAGACCUUCCAUCGGCUUCAGCGAUGCAUUGCAAGCGCUUGCACCAGGCAUCAAGAAUAUAUUUCCCGCCUUGCACACACUUGGCAUCGUCGGCUGGGACCCGUUACUAGGCACUUUCACCUGUCAGACCAAGGUCAAGGCUAUGCAGCUGGCAUUUGCCGAGGCUGGAGUGGAGCUUACGCAGCAACCAUGCAGUCUCGAGAAUAGCAACGAGAAUGAUCUAGCCACUCUACGCCUAGUGGAUGCAGAAGAGGACUGGCUUUGGGUUCAGUGGGUG